CCGGCAGUUCUAAGGCAAAAAUUGGUUUACAAAUCAGCUGCCACUAUCUCAUUAGCACACUUCCAAGGGCAAACUGAGCUCAGGUCACGGCGUUCCCGAAAUUUAAAAAAAUGAAGUCUAUUCUUGCCAUCGCCCUUUUUGUCAUCGCCUGCGCCGGCCUGGGGGAAGCGUACUUCUCCGGAGCGCUGAAGCCUGUGCUGAAAGAUGCCCUUUUGGAAAUGCGCCAGGAAGUCUAUCAGGCAUUUAACACCGAUGCCCGGUCGGACAACAACAAAGUCGCCGAAUUCGUAGCGGCUCUGGUGGACGAAGAAGGCAAUAAACGGGUGCAACUUUUUGAGAACUAUGUGCAGGAAUAUGAAAAGAUGACCCAAGAAGCUAACGCCAUGCUCCACAAAGCCACUGAGCCUCUGCGCAACCCGCCAAUGGAAAAAAUCAACUAUGCUGCCCUGGUUGCGGAAGAAGUCAUCGGCCUGAUGCCAAAAAUUAAGGAACUUAACGCUCACGCCCAAGUUGCACUGGACAAAGCAAAAAACAUUGCCAUUGAUUUCACCCGGAUGAGCAUGUUUAAUGCUGUUUCUGCACGAAUGGUCGAUCUUCAGAGCCGCGGUCUUCUGGGCUGGAUUGCCGAUGUGAUUACCGGUGGACCAACCUGGAUUAUUAACAAUCUAGCUACACUUGCUGCCACGAUUAUGCCCGACAGCGCUUUAAGCAUCUACUUCGUUCAAACGAUCGCUCAAACCAUCGUCGAUAAUUUGGCCUCGCUGGGCAGCACCAUCACGGAGGCGGCUGCUGUUAACCUGCUGGCGUUUUUGGGACCUUUCAAAGAGCCACUCGGUGACCUUUACGACCAAAUCGUCUUCUCCCUCCAACAGACCUUUCCAUGGAUUUUUAAAUAAACAUACGAACACUUGACAACCAGAAAGGUCGCGGCAUAGAAAUAAAUACAUGCCGUUCAAGAGCAAAUCGGUGUAGUUGUAAUUCUUCCAACCAAAUUAAAAGUACUGUCAACAAAA
Messenger RNA from Paramacrobiotus metropolitanus, 1013 nucleotides. RefSeq lists its product as uncharacterized. Bases 111 to 896 code for a protein of 261 amino acids. NCBI's taxonomy places the organism in Eukaryota, Metazoa, Tardigrada, Eutardigrada, Parachela, Macrobiotidae. The record is from RefSeq and is a predicted model, not a curated record. The transcript is spliced from 7 exons.